This is a messenger RNA of Condylura cristata (star-nosed mole), 624 nucleotides long. It is a transcript of the gene TMEM139, whose product is annotated as transmembrane protein 139. Bases 1 to 624 code for a protein of 207 amino acids. The record is from RefSeq and is a predicted model, not a curated record. NCBI's taxonomy places the organism in Eukaryota, Metazoa, Chordata, Mammalia, Eulipotyphla, Talpidae. The transcript has 2 exons.
AUGGUGCCAAGCCAGUGGUGGGGGAGACUGCAGAAGCCGCUUCUCUACCUGUGCUGCACCUCCUUCCUCCUGGGGCUGGCUUUGCUGGGCAUCCGGCCGGACCUCGCCCCUGUUGCUUAUUUCUUUCUGGCCUUGGGUGGCUUCUUCAUGUUUGCCUGCCUCGUGGUCUGUUUUCUGGAGUGGGGCUUCCGAUCCAUGCAGACUGAGCGCCCUGGGGCCUCAGACAGUGCACGGGACAAUGAAGUCUUUGAGGUGCCAACGUACGAAGAGGCUGUGGUGUUGGAAUCACAGAGCCACCCCCACGAACCGGAUCAGCCACCCCCCUACUACAGUGUUGUCAUCCCCCCAGGACUAGAGGAGGGACAGCCUAGCCCUGCAGAGGGGCCGGGGAGAGCCAGACUGAAAAGGCGAGUGGUCUCGGAGGGGUCCGUGGCCCCUGGAGGGAGCCCAGGAAGAGCUCUCCGGCUCCGGGGAUUGCGGGCCAUGUCCGCUUCUUCUGAUAUGCAGAGUUUGGGUGUGCUCCCCAAGGUGGAGCCUCUGACACCACCCCCCACCUAUGACGUCAGCUUUGGUCAGCCUGAUGAUGAUAGUGUUUUCUAUGAAAACAACUGGACACCCCCAUAA